Messenger RNA from Acanthocheilonema viteae, 1011 nucleotides. The record is from the annotation of a GenBank genome assembly. Lineage: Eukaryota; Metazoa; Nematoda; Chromadorea; Rhabditida; Onchocercidae.
AUGGAAAAAGAUAAAGGCAGUGAUAAUGAAUCUCAAAAUAAAGCGACAAAAGCCGAUGGGAAAACUAAAUCACGAAUAUCACAUAUUCAUGAUUUAAGUAUUCGCUUACUAAAUGCUGGCUCACAGAAGGGAAUGCAUCUGAGAAGGAUUGUAAAGGAAGAAGAACUGAUAAUACUACUUCAAGAAACCAAAGCAGUAUUACAAAGUCAAAGUACCUUUACUGAAAUUGAUGCACCCGUGAUUGUUUGUGGUGACAUACAUGGACAGUACAGCGAUAUGCUUCGAAUUUUUGACAAAUGCGGUUUUCCACCGGAGGCGAAUUAUUUAUUCCUCGGUGAUUAUGUUGAUCGGGGCAAGCAAUCCAUUGAAACUGUGUGCCUUCUCUUCUGCUUCAAAAUUAAGUAUCCUGAGAAUUUCUUCUUAUUAAGAGGUAACCAUGAAUGUGCUAGAAUUAAUCGAGUGUAUGGAUUCUAUGAAGAGGUUAACCGACGUUAUCGUUCUGUUCGUCUUUGGGAAGUCUUUCAAGACACAUUUAAUUAUCUGCCAUAUGCUGCUUGCAUAGCUGGAAAGAUUCUAUGCAUGCAUGGUGGUCUAUCACCAAAAUUGACUGAUUUCGAUUCGUUGCGUAACAUCGAACGUCCAUCGGAUCCACAACCGCCCUCCAUGGAACUUGACAUCCUUUGGUCGGAUCCGGAUGAAAGUGUGCAAGGUUGGCAACCGAACAGUCGAGGUAUCUCGUUUGUUUUUGGCGUUGAUGUUUUGACAGAAGUUUGCGAGAAACUAAACAUCGAUUUGGUUGCUCGUGCACAUCAGGUGGUACAAGAUGGAUAUGAAUUUUUUGGCAAUCGUCGUUUAGUGACCAUAUUUUCGGCACCACAUUAUUGUGGCGAAUUUGAUAAUGCAGCUGCCGCGAUGAGUGUUGCAGAGGAUCUCAGUUGCUCAUUUCAUGUGUUUAAGCCAACAGCAAAAGCAGUUCGUAUGGCAAUGAAGCAGAAAAAAAUAGCUGAAUAA